This is a messenger RNA of Phyllostomus discolor (pale spear-nosed bat), 978 nucleotides long. It is a transcript of the gene GPN3, whose product is annotated as GPN-loop GTPase 3. Lineage: Eukaryota; Metazoa; Chordata; Mammalia; Chiroptera; Phyllostomidae. Gene Ontology annotation, molecular function: GTPase activity. Bases 117 to 971 code for a protein of 284 amino acids. The transcript has 8 exons. The record is from RefSeq and is a predicted model, not a curated record.
UGAUUGGUCCGCACUUCGUGUUUCCGGAACUCGGGGCCUGGCGCGACGGCUGGAGGGAGCGUGGCCUUGUGGCCCCUGGUAGUGGUUGUGCGGCGGGAGCCCCCGGGGGCGCAGACAUGCCUCGGUAUGCGCAGCUGGUCAUGGGCCCGGCAGGCAGCGGGAAGAGCACCUACUGUGCCACCAUGGUCCAGCACUGUGAAGCCCUCAACCGGUCCGUUCAAGUCGUGAACCUUGAUCCCGCGGCAGAACACUUCAACUACCCCGUAAUGGCCGACAUCCGGGAACUGAUCGAAGUGGACGACGUCAUGGAGGACGAUUCUCUGCGGUUCGGUCCCAACGGAGGAUUGGUAUUUUGCAUGGAGUACUUUGCCAAUAAUUUCGACUGGCUAGAGAGCUGUCUUGGCCACGUGGAGGAUGACUACAUCCUUUUUGACUGUCCGGGCCAGAUUGAGCUGUAUACGCACCUGCCCGUGAUGAAGCAGCUGGUGCAGCAGCUGGAACAGUGGGAGUUCCGAGUCUGCGGAGUCUUCCUGGUCGAUUCCCAGUUCAUGGUGGAGUCGUUCAAGUUCAUUUCUGGCAUCUUGGCAGCUCUGAGUGCUAUGAUCUCUCUAGAAAUCCCACAAGUUAACAUCAUGACAAAAAUGGACCUGCUGAGUAAGAAGGCUAAGAAGGAAAUUGAGAAGUUUCUAGAUCCAGACAUGUAUUCUUUAUUAGAGGAUUCUACAAGUGACUUGAGAAGCAAAAAAUUCAAAAAAUUGACUAAAGCUAUAUGUGGACUGAUUGACGACUACAGCAUGGUUCGGUUCCUGCCGUACGAUCAGUCGGACGAAGAGAGCAUGAACAUUGUGCUACAGCAUAUCGAUUUUGCCAUUCAGUAUGGAGAAGACUUGGAAUUUAAAGAACCAAAGGAACAUGAAGAUGAGUCAUCUUCCAUGUUUGAUGAAUAUUUUCAAGAGCACCAGAAAGAAUAGUUUAUUU